AUGACGAAAACUCUUAUCAUUGAUAAUGGAUCAUACAGUGUCAAAAUAGGCUAUGCUACAGAUGACCUCAACUGGUCGCCGCACAUUAUUUCCAAUUCGAUAGUCAGAACUAAGGAUAAGCGUCUUAUUCUCGGAGACUUGGUCGACCGGAAUCAAAAUAUUAGUGGAUGUUUCUUCAAACGACCAUUCGAGAGAAAUCAGCUAACCUCAUGGGAAACUGAAAAACUAAUUUGGGACUAUUGUUUUAAUUCAGAAGACUUGAAGUUACACGUGAAUGAUUAUGGUAAUGAUCCCAAUGAUAUGAACUUGAUUCUUACGGAGGCACCAUUUACAUUACCGAAGAUUACUAAGAAUACCGAUCAAAUCAUCUUUGAAGAAUACGGGUUCAAGAGUUAUUAUAAGAACAUUACAUCAUCAUUUGUUCCGUUUAAUUGGGAACAGAACGAAAAAUUAUACCAAACCAACCAGUUGAGCGGAGGAGAUGACAAGAAGGUUUAUAAAGAUUACCAAUUAGUGAUAGAUUCGGGAUUUGACUCGACAUAUAUCAUUCCAGUGAUUUACGGUAUGGUAUAUUGGGAGGGGGUAAAAAGGUUGGAUAUUGGUGGGAGGUUCUUAACGGGAUUUCUACGAGAAUUGAUUUCUUUUAGAUACUACGAUGUCACGGAUGAAACCAUCUUGGUGAAUAAUAUUAAGGAACAAACGUGUUUUGUACCGAUAAAUUACAACCAGUCAUUGGAGAAAUUGAAACAGGAAAAGAUAAGGCUAGGGCCAAGGCCAAAACCUGGAUCGAUCAAUGACAACAGUAUGAUUGUGGAAUAUGCUUUACCGGAUUAUAAAACCACGACUAAAGGUUACUUGUUAACUGAUGAAUUGAGGAAAAAUAUUAACGAUGUUGAUGAGCUACAGAUAAUGAGACUUUAUGACGAGAGAUUUAGCAUUCCUGAAACGUUAUUUGAUCCAGCGAUUGCCACCAUCAAGCACCGGAAUGGUUUGAUUAAAACUAUAUAUGACAGUAUUUAUAGUUGUCCUGAACUUGUCAGACCGUUGCUUGUGAGUAAUAUUGUGUGCAUUGGUGGUAAUUUCAAGUUUUCUGGGUUUAAGGAAAGAUUACAACUUGAAUUGAAGAAAGUUCUACCGGUGGAGUGGGACAUUAGAAUUGGGAUCGAUGAAGAUCCUAUUGUUUACGGAUGGAAGAGUGCCAACUGCUUGGCCACUAAUCAUAUGGAGAUGUAUGAGAAGUUGUGUGUCAAUAAGAGUGAUUAUUAUGAGAAAGGCUGGGGUUAUGUGAAUGAGAAGCUUGGGUGUAAACUAAAAGGAUGGUAG
Molecule: messenger RNA, 1323 nt
Organism: Saccharomycopsis crataegensis
Lineage: Eukaryota; Fungi; Ascomycota; Saccharomycetes; Ascoideales; Saccharomycopsidaceae
Gene: ARP6
Product: Arp6p
Exons: 1
Coding region: 1-1323 (440 amino acids)
Cellular component (GO): Swr1 complex
Molecular function (GO): nucleosome binding
Source: RefSeq, a predicted model, not a curated record